Molecule: messenger RNA, 782 nt
Organism: Chelonus insularis
Lineage: Eukaryota; Metazoa; Arthropoda; Insecta; Hymenoptera; Braconidae
Product: thioredoxin, mitochondrial
Exons: 1
Coding region: 140-559 (139 amino acids)
Cellular component (GO): cytoplasm
Molecular function (GO): protein-disulfide reductase activity
Source: RefSeq, a predicted model, not a curated record
UCGAAAGAUUGUCAAUUGGGUCCAUUAGUUCCUAAACUAAUCAUUUUUAAGUAAUAUAUUAUUUUAUUGUAAAAAGUUUUCAGGCCUAUUGUUGGCUUGCCAUUUAGAAAUUAUUGUAUUUAACAAACAUUUAGCUAAAAUGUUGUAUAACUUUCGUAAUAUUUUUAAAUUAUCUGCACGAAAUAUUUCGCUAAUAAGUAGAUAUAACAAAAAAUUUGAAAUAACAGACAAUAAUGAAUUUAUAACUAAAGUAAUGAAUAGCAAAUUGCCAGUAAUAGUGAAUUUUCAUGCGGAAUGGUGUGAUCCUUGUAAAAUUUUAACGCCAAAGCUUGAAGAGCUCAUUGGACCUAUGUCCGAUCUCAAUCUUGCUAUAAUAGAUGUUGAAAGAAACCCUGAACUAGUACAUACCUUUGAAGUUAAAGCUGUACCUGCUGUUAUUGCAGUUUCCAAUGGGUUAGUGGUCGAUAAAUUUAUUGGGUUAGUCGAUGCCACGAUGAUAGAUAAUUUAAUAAAAAAAUUGACUAAUACGAUAUCUGAUACAACAGAUCAGAGUUCUUAAAAGUUGCCUCAAUGACUUAGUAACAAUGAUUUUUAUAUGAAUGUAAAUUUCUUAAGUUAUUGUACUAUCAUGAAGAUUGACUGAGUGUUUUUUUUUAUUACUUAUGCCAAUAUAUAUUGAGACUAAAAUUUUAAUUUUCACUCGAAUAUUUCUUGUUAUUUCAUUUAAUGUAAAACCUCUCUCAGACGCUAUGAUUAGAGUUUUCUGUAUAUUUAUAUUUGUA